AUGGCUGAUGAGGAGAAAAAGAUUUACAAGUACAAGAAAGUGCUUGAUAACCCAGGCCGCUGGGAGGUGGUGUUGAAGGAGAUCAGGACACUGGUGGACAUGGCGCUGACGUCUCCCCUUCAGGAUGAGUCCAUUCACCAGGCACCACUGGAGAUUGUCUCAAAGCUGCUCUCAGAGAACAACAACUUAACCACCCAAGACCAUGAGAGCAUUAUUGUGGCAAUUGCACCUUUGCUGGAAAACAACCAUCCUCCUCCUGACCUCUGUGAAUUCUUCUGCAAGCACUGCCGGGAGCGCCCGCGGUCCAUGGUUGUGAUUGAAGUGUUCACACCAGUGGUACAGAGGAUUCUCAAACACAACAUGGAUUUCGGGAAGUGCCCUCGGUUGCGGCUGUUUACUCAGGAGUAUAUUCUGGCUUUGAAUGAGCUGAAUGCUGGAAUGGAGGUUGUGAAGAAGUUUAUUCAUAGCAUGCAUGGUCCAACUGGACAAUGCCCCCAUCCCAGGGUCCUGCCAAAUCUUGUAGCUGUCUGCUUAGCAGCCAUUUAUUCGUGUUACGAGGAAUUUAUCAACAGCCGAGACAAUUCCCCAAGCCUGAAGGAAAUCAGGAAUGGAUGCCAGCAGCAGUGUGACCGAAAGCCUAAUCUGCCGCUCCGCCUUCUUCACACGAGUCCUGACCUGGUCUCUCAAGAGGCCACCAUGACUGAAUCCCGUACCAAACCGCCUGUUGUCACUUCAAAUGAGAUCCACGUGGAAGUGGAGCGCACCAACACCGCUAAUCAGAAGAUGACAGCCAACGCUGGCAAUGACAGCGAGCCCAACCUGAUUGACUGCUUGAUGGUCAGCCCUACCUGCAGCACCAUGAGCAUUGAGCUGAGUGCCCAGGCAGACAGGAUCCUUGGCUGUUACGUUGAAAUACUCAAGAUGCUGUCAGACUAUGAUGACUGGAGACCAGCCCUUGCCAGCUUGCUUCAACCUAUCCCAUUUCCAAAGGAGGCUCUUGCACAUGAGAAAUUCACAAAGGAGCUCAAAUAUGUGAUUCAGAGAUUUGCAGAAGACCUGAGGCAAGAAGUCCACUCAUGCUUGCUGAGUGUGCGGGCUGGCAAAGAUGGCUGGUUCCAGCUCUACAGCCCUGGUGGAGUGGCAUGUGAUGAUGAUGGGGAGCUGUUUGCCAGUAUGGUGCAUAUUUUAAUGGGAUCCUGCUAUAAAACAAAGAAGUUUCUGCUUUCGCUGGCUGAAAAUAAAUUGGGACCUUGCAUGCUACUGGCCUUAAGGGGUAACCAGACAAUGAUUGAGAUUUUGUGUCUGAUGCUGGAAUACAACAUCAUUGAUAAUAAUGACACCCAGCUCCAGAUCAUCUCUACCCUGGAAAGCACAGACGUGGGAAAGAGAAUGUAUGAACAGCUGUGUGACAGGCAGAGGGAGUUAAAAGAGCUGCAAAGAAAAGGUGGUCCCACAAGAUUAACACUGCCAUCCAAAUCCACUGAUGCAGACCUGGCCCGCUUGCUAAGCUCAGGAUCUUUUGGGAAUCUGGAAAACCUCAGCCUGGCCUUCACCAAUGUGACAAGUGCUUGUGCUGAGCACCUCAUUAAACUGCCUUCUCUCAAGCAGCUGAACCUGUGGUCAACUCAGUUCGGAGACGCAGGGCUGCGGCUUCUCUCUGAACACCUCACGAUGCUGCAAGUGCUCAACCUCUGCGAGACGCCUGUCACAGAUGCUGGGCUGCUGGCACUUAGUUCCAUGAAGAGCCUGUGUAGCCUGAAUAUGAACAGCACCAAACUUUCAGCAGAUACCUACGAAGAUCUCAAGGCGAAACUACCCAAUCUGAAGGAAGUGGACGUCCGCUACACCGAAGCGUGGUGAACUCUCUCUGCCUCUGACUCUUCUCUUUUGCUUCUUGUGAGAAGGAAAAGGUUUUUAAAACAAACAGAGAAAAAACAAACUAAGAAAAUAACUUUUGUCUAAUCCCUGUAGAGCAGUGAGCUUUGGGACUUGGUGUUGGGAGUUGUGGUUGUGGGGGAGAGGAGUGGUGUUGUGU
Nestor notabilis (Kea) is the source of this 2035-nucleotide messenger RNA. It is a transcript of the gene CMIP, whose product is annotated as c-Maf inducing protein. Gene Ontology annotation, cellular component: nucleoplasm; cytosol. The record is from RefSeq and is a predicted model, not a curated record. NCBI's taxonomy places the organism in Eukaryota, Metazoa, Chordata, Aves, Psittaciformes, Psittacidae. The coding region runs from base 1 to 1860 and encodes 619 amino acids. The transcript is spliced from 19 exons.